CAAGUAAUUCCCUGAAAUCAAGAUGCGUUUUCGAACCCAAAUAGCCAACGCGUCUAUCUUCUCCAAACUAACCGCCUCCCUCUCUUCCCUGGGAAAGGUAUGUUGGAUGCGUCUUGAGAAAGACUUCAUCCGCUUCACCAUCAUCCCCGACCAAGGCACACAAGUAUGGGCUCAACUCCCGAUCGACACCAUCUUCGAGGAAGAAUCCUACAUAUGUGAAUCCAACACCGGAGCAAUCAACCUCGAAGUCCCCAUCGGCGCUCUCCACCGCGCCCUACGCUCCGCCGUAUCCGCCAAACUAUCCAACCUGCGACUCACCAAAAAGGGCAACGUACCUCUCCUAGCACUAACUAUUCGCGCUACAUCAUGGACAACAACAUCCAAUGCUCUCGACAUCCCAGAAACAGCAGCAGCAACAGAUCACUCCUCAUCCACCAUCGACAACAGCGCCACCGCCACUGCUAGACCCUCCGGCACCGGCCCCCGAGAACGCGAAACAGUAAUCACCCAAGAAAUUCCCAUCAAGGUACUCCACGAAUCCGCCGUGGAAGGACUCCACCAGCCACGGUGUCGAGACCCAGAUGUAAAUAUCCUCCUGCCGAGCUUGAUCCAGCUGAAGAGUAUCUCGGAGCGGUUUACAAAGUUAGCUACCACGAACUCUUCCAAUAAAUCAUCGUCAGCAGCAGCAACAGCAGGAGGGGCCACUUCAACAACAACACCAUCACUAUCAUCACCGAAGCUAGAACUCUCCGCUAAUAUGCACGGCUCGCUCAAAGUAGCUGUCGGGACGGACGCGUUCCGGAUAUCGAGUGUCUGGACGGAUCUAUUGAAUCCGAGUUUGGAUCCUGGACAGCUGGACGAGGGGAGGGAGUUGGGUCAGUUGCCGAGUGAGCGGAUGAGGGAGGUGCCGGCGGAUGAUGAGGCUGGGUGGGCGAAGGUGAGGAUUGAUGGGAAGGAUUGGAGUCGGAUUCUGAGUGUGGGGAGGUUGAAUCCGAGGGUUGUUGCUUCUUUUAUUAAUGAGACGGCUCUGGUGCUGUAUGUCUUUCUACCCGGGAGUUGGAAUGAGCAGGAUUCGUGUUUGACGUAUUAUAUCACUUCUUAUGCGGUUUAG
Aspergillus costaricaensis CBS 115574 is the source of this 1111-nucleotide messenger RNA. RefSeq names its product checkpoint protein HUS1 family protein. Gene Ontology annotation, cellular component: nucleolus; site of double-strand break; checkpoint clamp complex. Bases 23 to 1111 code for a protein of 362 amino acids. NCBI's taxonomy places the organism in Eukaryota, Fungi, Ascomycota, Eurotiomycetes, Eurotiales, Aspergillaceae. The transcript has 5 exons. The record is from RefSeq and is a predicted model, not a curated record. Gene Ontology annotation, biological process: telomere maintenance; nucleotide-excision repair; mitotic DNA replication checkpoint signaling.